Postia placenta MAD-698-R-SB12 is the source of this 3738-nucleotide messenger RNA. RefSeq lists its product as hypothetical. Bases 1 to 3738 code for a protein of 1245 amino acids. The transcript has 6 exons. Lineage: Eukaryota; Fungi; Basidiomycota; Agaricomycetes; Polyporales; Adustoporiaceae. The record is from RefSeq and is a predicted model, not a curated record.
AUGCUCUGGCUACAGAUAGCCAGCCAAAUCGGCGUCGUCGUCUUCACGUUUCUCGUGCAGAUGCAGAUGCCCAACAAUGUAUAUCUGCCUCAAAUAGUUGGACAAUUCAUCGAUGCGGCGGUUCCUAACCUUGUUUUCAUUGCUGAGGAGGUUGCGCUUUCAUUCCGGUCCUCUCGUCCCUCACUCCCGGUCCCUCCGACUCGGACCUCAAUACCACCAUCGCCAACCACGGAUUCCUGCAAGAAUCUCAUUCUCUGGACCCCUACGGCCCUCGCUGUCGCGUCGCAACCCCCGGCGCUUGUGAGUCCAUCGGCGGCGCCGUCGUCGGUGCCUACUACCUCAACGUCGACAAUCGAAUACGCGUUUUCGGACACGAUGGACUGGUCGGAGGAUGCGAGCGACUCGGCCCAUCACUUCUGCCCGGCGUAUCUCGCAUCUAUCGCCCCCGGCUGUCACCUUCGGCCCCGUCACCUCGUAGCUGUCGUCAUCGCGUUCACGAUGGUGUGGGGAGUGUGUGCACUGGUCAAAUUCUCUAGAAAUCGACGCCGCGAGAGAGUGGUCUCUUCCCAGAACGGUCUGCAGAGUCAUACCCAGAGCAACAUCGCUGCUAAACUGCCGGAGAUAUUGCAUAGCGGCGCACCUACGCAGUCCAGGAUGAGCUCUCUGGACUGCGAGGGUGCAUCGUUGGCUGUCUCUUGCGCCUCUGCAGACUGGGAGUUAUUCACCACCACCUUCUCAUCCUCACCCUCAAAGCAUACCAGUUGCCACAUUUGCGACACAAUUGAAGCUCAGGGAUUCGGUUACUGGCUGGGGCAUACGGUCCUGGUGUGUCUCGCGACACUGUUCAUCAACAUCCUGGCCCGCCGUUUCGCACCUGACGACGCAGCUGCAUAUACCCUGGCGGUGCCGGUGAUGCUUUGGAAGGACAAUCCAGUUUCUCACGUCUGCAGUCGCUUUGAGGGAGAGGAUAUAGCGGAUCUCAAUAGUUCCCAGCAGUCAAUUAUCGAUGAGACCCCAGCACGGUCCCCGGAAUCUUCUACCGAUGGCGCGUCACUGCAAUCAGGCCCAUCAUCGUGUAGUACAUCGCAUGAAACUACCCCGCUUGGCUCCUCCGCGGCAGUCCUUGUGUCUCAGGACACACCUGAUGUGCUCGACAGCUCUCGACACCACAUCGAUGCUGAUCUCCUCUCUGUGCCCAGCUCAGCCGGCCCCUCGUCGCCCUGCAGCGCGUCGCCCAAGUCUUCGAAGCCCUCGCCUCUGAUCGUACCUAUGCCCGAGACAGACACAUCAACGCGUACCAUGAUCGCGUGCGAAAGGUACACGAAGAUGUGUGCCAAGACAGUCGACAUGAUGGGGGAGCAUCAGAACACGCGUCCGGAUCAACUACGAGAGGCCCUGGUGCACGAGCGCAAGGCACUUGAGGCGUUUGUCGAGCAGGAGGUCAAGCGCGCGAAGGAGCUUCAGGCCACAUGCCAGCGCCAUUGCGCGCAACUCGCGGAAGCUUAUGCGGAGACCAAGGCACGACAGGAUGCGCUGUCUGGGCAGCUGGAAACAUUGAGGUCGACGCGCGUGCGGCUGGAUCUGGAACGCGACAGGGCGAAGAAGGAGCAAGAGCAGCGCGCGAAGAAGCGGGCGCAGGCAGAGAAGGAGCGUGCGCUCAUCGAAGCUAAGCGCAUGACGGCGGGAGAGAAACGCGUCGAGGUCGGGCAGAGGCGUGUACAGGCCGUCACAGCCCCGAUGGAGCUGGAGAAACAGCGCAAGACGCUGGAGAAGGAGUCUGCACUGCGGAAGGCCGAGGGUCAGUGGGGGCAGGAGGUGCAAGCGAAGCAUCUGCGGGAUCAAGAGGCGCAGACGGACGAAGAGCGCGUAUGCAAACAUGUCGCACAGACGGAUCACGCGGAACGACGAGACGCACAGAUGAAUCGCGGAGAUCUACGCGAGCAAGGAAUGGAGACCGACGGUACGGAAGGUGUGCGCGAACAGGAGGUGCAGGCUGAUCCUGCAGAUCAUCUGUGCGACAAUGGAAUGCAGACCAAGCAGGAGAAGCUGCUAAGCGAGGAACACGGACGUAUACUCCAUGACGUCCGCGGAGAGGAACAUCCGGACAUCGAGCGGACUGAUCAGGAGUCUGGUAAAAGGGGAACUCAGGCGGACGCAGACGACUGUCAUUCACAGAAUACGCAGGACUCACAAGGCGAGGAGCCAAUUGAGCAAGCCGGGCAGGUCGAGUGUGUCGAGCACGUCCAAUGCACCGAUCAGGUCGAAUCUAUCGCGCAGGUCGAAUUGGUCGAGCAGGUCAUGCGAUCUGUGCAAGCUAAUCACAAUGAGAGCUCCAGCUGUGGGCUUGACGGUCUCCCUCCCACUCUGCUCGCGUCGCUUUGGAAAGACAAGAAGCCAGUUGCGCAAGCCGGGCAGGUCGAAUUUUUCGAGCAGGUCAUGCGAUCUUUGCACCACGAACAAGCUUAUAAUGAGAGCUCCAACUGCGGGCCUGACGGUAUCCCUCCCAAUCUGCUUGCGUCGCUUUGGCACGACAAGAAGCCAGUUGCGCAAGCCGGGCAGGUCCAAGAUGCCGGGCAGGUCCAAUGCAUCGAGCAGGUCCAAUGCGUCAAGCAGGUCCAAUACGUCAAACAGGUCCAAUGCGUCGAGCAGGUCGAAUCUGUUGCGCAGGUCGAAUUUGUCGAGCAGGUCAUGCGAUCUGUGCAAGCUAAUCACAAUGAGAGCUCCAGCUGUGGGCUUGACGGUAUCCCUCCCAAUCUGCUUGCGUCGCUUUGGCACGACAAGAAGCCAGUUGCGCAAGCCGGGCAGGUCCAAGAUGCCGGGCAGGUCCAAUGCAUCGAGCAGGUCCAAUGCAUCGAGCAGGUCCAAUGCAUCGAGCAGGUCCAAUGCGUCGAGCAGGUUGAACAAACCGAGCAGGUUAAACGCGUUGAGCAGGGCGAACACGUCGAGCAGGGCGAAUACGUUGAGCAGGUCGAAUGCGUCGAGCACCCUAUGGCCACAAUCCCCCAUCAACCCUUCAGUUCAACAGGAGUUCCCCUCGUCCUGCAACAGAUCGUACCAUCUGUACAGCACGAACAAGCUCAACAUAAUGGGAGCUUCAACUUUGGGUUCACCUUCGACUGUCCCCCUCCGCGCCAGCCCACUCCGCCUGUGUCACAUUGGCUGGAAGCGUGUGUUCAGGCUUCCCGAUCGCAGGCUGUGGCUCAGCCCUCUGCUCCAGCGCCUGCCUCUGAUUGUGCGUCUGCCUCGGAUGAUGAGCCUGUUUUGGAUGAUGAGCCUGUUUUGGAUGAUGUGCCUGCCUCGGAUCAUGCCCCUGCCUCGGUCAAUGCGCCCCCUGCGGAAGACCAGCCGUCGUCCCCGAACCCACCUACAGUCCCUGCAACAGAGCCCGUCCGUCCCAGCCCAUCUGCUGACCCCAACGCCGCACUGAAGGCGUUCUGGGCGCGCUUGCCUCCACCGCAAGCGCAGGACGUACCAAGUAUGCAGGUGGACGACGUGCAGCCGCAAGCUGGUCAUGUAGACAUGAAUGCGAUGCAGCAGCCCUCAGGAACGUACCAGUUCGGCUUCAACAACCCGCGCUAUGAGGUCGUCGUCCACCAAAGAUGCAGAGACGAACCCCAUUGCGCUGUGGCCAACGUAUGGGCCGUUGCAAUCCUGGAGCGCUCCGACUACGCUAGCCCAACAUGGCCCCAUGCUCUCGGCAUCCGCGUCAACCAUGAGCAUACCUUCGUCUCGUUCUGA